CUCUCGACUCGACGUCUCUCCCCUUCAGCCUCCCCUUCUUCCUCAUUCAUCAUCAAUUGCGUCGCUGUCCCCCUUUCCCCACCGGGUCGCCCACGACUCUGAAGAAGACAAGACUGGUGGUGAACAUCAACACCAUCACGUCGUAGCACUCGUCUCUACGUCUCGGCAUCGCCGCCGUCCCAUCAUCCUCAGCCCUACGUGCCGACGCCCCACUGAAAAAGGUAGAGAAAAAAGGGACGCGGAUCAUCUCACUCCCCCGUGGGGACCACCCGGGAGAUUUUCAGAAUCAAGCAGCAGUGAGAAAGUGAAUACCAAAUAAGAACAAGGAGGAGCAAGAAUACCGCCAAGAUGGCACUCAUGGCCCGGAUCCUCCGCUCCAUCGUGCGCAACGAUGCCAUGCGAUCCGACCCAGACGUCAUCUACGGCUGGCGCGUCUUCGCCCUCGUCUUCGCCUCGUGCUUCGGCGGCAUGCUCUUCGGCUGGGACACGGGCGCCAUCGGCGGCGUCCUCGCCAUGCCCGCCUUCCAGGACGUCUUCGGCACCGCCAACAAGUCCAAGCAGGACAAGUCCAACCUCGAGCAGAACAUCGUCUCCACCCUCCAAGCCGGAUGCUUCGCCGCCUGCUUCGCCACCAGCUGGCUCGCCGACCGCUACGGCCGCAGGCCCUGCCUCAUGGCCACGGGCGUCCUCACCGCCGCCGGCGUCGCCCUGCAGGCCGCGAGCGCCGCCCACGGCACCCUCGCCGUCAUGUACGUCGGGCGCUUCGUCGCCGGCCUGGGCGUGGGCGCGGCGUCGACGCUCACCCCGCUGUACGUGUCGGAGUGUGCGCCGCGGUCGAUCCGUGGUGGCUUGACGGCAUUCUACCAGCUCUUCAUCGUCACGGGAAUCAUGAUCGCCUUCUGGGUCAACUACGGUUGCCUCCUUCACGUGUCCGCCCCGGCCGUCUACGUCGUGCCCCUUGCCCUGCAAGCCCUGCCCGCCAUCUUUUUGAUCGGCGGCAUGUUCCUUGCCCCCGAGAGUCCACGAUGGUGCGCCAGAAAAGACGACUGGGAGCGGGCCACCAAGAUUCUCGUCAAGCUGCGAUGCCUGCCUGCCGACUCCGAGUACGUCUCCAACGAGAUCCAGGACAUGGCCAGCCAGCUCGAGAUCGAGAGGCGGUUGACGGGCGACGCCACCGCCAAGACCCUCCUCAAGGAGAUGUUCCUCAUCCCCGGCAACCGCAGGCGAACCAUCAUCUCCAUCGUCCUCAUGAUCUGUCAGCAGAUGACUGGCGUCAACGCCAUCAACUACUACGCCCCGCAAAUCUUUCAGAACUUGGGCAUGACUGGCACCGACUCGUCCCUCUUCGCCACGGGCAUCUACGGCGUUGUCAAGAUGGCCGCCUGCUCCGUCUUCCUCCUUUUCAUCGCCGACUCGCUCGGUCGCCGCUGGGCUCUAUUGUGGACGAGCGGCGCCUUGGCCAUUGUGCUGUACAUAAUCGGCAUCUACGGCCGAGUGCAGCCUCCCGUCAAGGGCGAGCCCGUCUCUGCUUUCGGAUAUGUCGCCAUUACUUGCAUCUACCUGUGGGCUGCGCUUUUCCAAUUCGGCUGGGGUCCAGCAUGCUGGAUUCUCGUUUCCGAGAUCCCGACGGCCCGCCUGCGUGCCAUGAAUGUGGCCAUUGGCGCCGCCACCCAAUGGCUCUUCAACUUUGUCAUGGCCCGAUCUGUUCUCACAAUGCAAGCGACCAUGGGCAAGGCCGGAUAUGGCAUGUUCUUCAUGUUUGGCAGCUUCGACAUCAUCAUGGGCUUUUUCGUCUACUUUUUCGUCCCUGAGACCAAGGGUAUCAGCCUAGAGAAGAUGGACGAGCUUUUUGGCGUCACGGAGACGGCCAAGAGGCUGGACGAAGAGGCUGACGGCGACCACCCGGUGAGUGUGCGAUCGGAGCGGGCUGGUAAAUCGUAGAUGCCAGGAUCAGGCUGCGUAAUUAUGUAGGUUGGGGAAUUGCUUUGAUGGUGCGGUAAUGCUUUUGUUGGGAUGGCCACCCUGUCUCAGCCCUUGACCACUGCCAGUCGCGACUGAGACAAAACGUGACUACCUAUUUUGUACAUACCAUGCAUGUGGCGUCAGCCAAAUACGUAACGCGUCGGUUGAGGGACGAGGCUACGUUGGCCGAGACAGCCAAGACACACAAUCGCGCCUCGGGACUCGGCUACCAGAACCCAGCAGCCAACAAGGCUGAGGGCCAGGCCACAACCGCCCUGGACUUGACAGCAUGUUACUGAUAAUCCACGUGUGGCAUUCGCGAUGAGGAGGUGACUGGUGGCCAUUAGUCGG
Purpureocillium takamizusanense is the source of this 2313-nucleotide messenger RNA. RefSeq lists its product as uncharacterized. Gene Ontology annotation, cellular component: membrane. Bases 349 to 1941 code for a protein of 530 amino acids. Gene Ontology annotation, biological process: carbohydrate transport; transmembrane transport. The record is from RefSeq and is a predicted model, not a curated record. The transcript is spliced from 11 exons. Lineage: Eukaryota; Fungi; Ascomycota; Sordariomycetes; Hypocreales; Ophiocordycipitaceae. Gene Ontology annotation, molecular function: carbohydrate:proton symporter activity.